AUGGGGAUAGAGGGUCACAACGACACCAGGAUGUGGGGACAUGGGAUCACUGGGAUAUGGGGAUACGGAGAUAGGGGGAUAGAGGGACACAGGGCGGAGAGGCCGGAGCCUCUGCAGGACUUCUCCCGCUCGUCCUCCAGUGCCAGCAGCUUCGGCAGCGUGGCCGAGGAGCCGGACGAGCAGCCUGUGGGCGAGCAGGGCAGGGUAUGGGGGUUCCUCCCUUUCCCCCCCCCAGAAAAUCCUCUCCCCUUAAUGCCAUGCAGCUUUCGGGGAGGGCUGGACGUGACACACGGGCAGACGGGCAGCGAGUCGGUGUAUUGCCACUUUCGGGACAAGGAGAUCAUGUUCCAUGUCUCCACCAAGCUGCCCUACACCGAGGGCGACGCGCAGCAGCUGCAGCGAAAGCGCCACAUCGGCAACGACAUCGUGGCCGUCGUCUUUCAGGACGAGAACACCCCCUUUGUGCCCGACAUGAUCGCCUCCAACUUCCUGCACGCUUUUGUGGUGGUGCAGCUGGAACCCGGCGGCCCCCAGGGGCCCCUCUACAAAGUGUCGGUCACCGCCCGCGAUGACGUCCCCUUCUUUGGGCCGCCGCUGCCCGACCCCGCCAUCUUCAGGAAGGGCCCCGAGUUCCAGGAGUUUCUGCUCACCAAGCUCAUCAACGCCGAGUACGCCUGCUACAAGGCCGAGAAGUUCGCCAAGCUGGAGGAGAGGACGCGGGCGGCGCUGCUGGAGACGCUGCACGAGGAGCUGCAGGGCCGCAGCCAGGCCAUGCUGGGGAUGGGCCCCGACGAGGAACGCCCGGACAACGGCUCGGCCCCGGGCUUCUUCGAGUCCUUCAAGGUGGGGCCGGGAGCUGCUGGGGGGCGGGGCCUGAUGGAGGGGGCGGAGUUAUGCGCAUAGAGCCACGCCCCUCCGGGGCCGCGCCCUCAGCUGCACCCCAACGCAUGAGCACAAAGCCACGCCCCCUUGGACACGAGGCCACGCCCCUCAAGCUCUCAGCCCUUUGCUCCACGUGCCAUGCCACGCCCCUUCCCUAAGCCCCGCCCACCCACCUCCCGUUGCCUGCCCUUCGAUAAGCUCCGCCCCUAUAUCAACCCUGCCUUCCCAUAGGCCCAGACCUUCGACAAGCCCCGCCCCUUGCAUAGCUUUGGUCUCCCAUAGGCCCCGCCCCCGCGAAGUCCCGCCCCGCAA
Messenger RNA from Meleagris gallopavo (turkey), 1194 nucleotides. NCBI's taxonomy places the organism in Eukaryota, Metazoa, Chordata, Aves, Galliformes, Phasianidae. The record is from RefSeq and is a predicted model, not a curated record.